AUGUCUCUGAAAGAAGAUAAUGAAGGGAAAAAGAGGUACGGAGUAUGAACAAACAAUCAGACACUUCCAACAAUACCUUGUGAGCCACUUGGGAAAUCAAUUCAUGUAAAUGUAAUGCAACAGUGUCUGAUUUAACACCUUUUUGACUUUCUUCCUCAGCCCUCAUCGUACUGACUUGUACACCAACACCCCUCGAACAUGUCUGCCCAUUGUGUACCACCCAGACUACAACAUCACGUUCAUGGGCCUUGAAAAGCUCCAUCCAUUUGAUGCAGGGAAGUGGGGGAAAGUCAUUCACUUCUUGAAAGGUAAAGGAAUGAGAAACAGAGUGGUAGAUUGAGAGGACACUUCCCCGAGCUGAUGUAUAUGGAAUCUUUCAGAGUGGAUCAGAGAGGCGAAGAGAGGAAGAGAACAGAGAUGAGAGAGAGGAGAGGAGAGAGACAGACCCUGGAGAGAGAAAAUGCCGAGCAACAGAGCAGAGAUAAUUAGAGAGAAGUCCCUGUGGGAGUCUUUUCAGGUACUGUAGAUGAGGCCCAGCACAGGUUACUGUAGGCCAAGGGAGAACAGUGACUUGCUAACUGGCACAACAUCACAUGAAGUUGUUGUCAAAUUGUGUCGCUGAUCAUCUUUGCCAUUAAAAGUUCUGCGCACAGCUUAAUGAAUUCAAAAACUUUAAGAAGUUCAGAGUGCAAAUGGAGAACCGAGCUCCUGCUGACAGAGGAAAAACCCUUUGAUUUACUUUUAUUUACGCUUGCACAAAAAUCGGAGUUAAACUGGAUGAUGUUGCAAAUUAAGCCGGUUUAUUUGGAGCAUAUUCUGAAAGGAACUUAUAUGAUAGACGCUAAUGAGUCAUCUGUGUUGCAGUCUGAGUUUGGGCAGUUUUUCAAAUCAUCAGUCUGAAUAAUUGACUUCAGAUUGCUGCAUUUUCCUUUUCUAUGAAGCCACAAUUCAAACCCAUUUUAUCACAUCAUAUCAUUUUAAAACUAUAUUUUUAUGCUACAAGACAGUCUAACUGCACCCUGAAAGAUUCAAGACUUAGCAGGAUUCAAAGUCUGAAUAUGUACUGCAGGUUACUUUCAUAAGCCGUCAGCUGUGAUGGUGUCAAGAAGGCUUUGUAUGACCUGGAAAAAUUCAAUGAAGAUUGCUCAGUCAUUAACUAAGUAGCAAUCUUCACACAAGUGCUUUAAAAAACAUAGAUUUGAAAAACUGUAAUAUCCAUCGUAUUGUUUCAAAUAAUUUGAUAUUUUUGAAUCAACAAAAAUGCUAAAUUUAGGUCUAUUAUUUGUUGUUUUGGCUGUGCGUUUUGAAAUGUAAAGGUACUUUUGACUCUCAGAAAACAGUUCUUUUUUUAUGUGGAAUCAUAGAUUGUAUAGACUAUGGACAACUUGGUUCCUGUAUACGAAUUUGAAACUAAAAAGCUCUUGGUAUUUCUGGGAUUUUUCUUCAUUUCCUGAAACCAGAGCUGCGCAGUAGCGAUGCGAGCAUUCGGACGUGCAGUCGCCGAGAGUUGCUGUGAUGACGCUCGGCUCAAACAGCGUAUCCCCCGGGAGAGCUACGCAAUCCCUGAACGCCCAUAGGAUGUAUCAGGUGUCAAUCAUAGAAAAGAUGAACCCCCUAAUAACUUUUAAAAACGGAGCUGUGCAGGAAAAAGAGGACUUGAGCACAAAACAGUCUAACACUAACUACAUGUCAACAUCACAAGCAGGGGGGAGAGGAAUUUAUGUUCUGUGUAAUAAAUUUCUAAAGUUUGUCCACAGCCCCAUAAGCUUUGCUGGCGGAGGCUGGAUUUAUGACCUAUACUGCAGCCCGCCAACAGAGGGUGCUGUUCUCAGAGUGGCUUCACCCAGCAAGGAGGCAGACUCUGUCCAUUCUUUAUAUAGUCUAUGUAUGGAAUACAAUACCAAAACCAAAUUUAAGGUUUGUUUAGGUUGACUGAAUUUCCCUACAGGACACAAAACAGUUUAUUUGGUUCUGCUUUUUAGUCUGACUGAUUGAAAGGCCAUCUUUUUAUAUCAUCAUCAUCAUCAUCAUCAUCACCAACCAUCAUCAUCAUCAUUAUUAUUAUUAUUAUUAUUAUUAUUAUUGUUGUUGUUGUUGUUGUUGUUGUUGUUAUCAUCAUCAUCGUCAUUAUUAUUAUUAUUAUUAUUAUAUUAUUGUUAUUAUUAUUAACAUUUUAAGUAUUUGUUCGUUGAAAUAUGACAGCUUGUGAAUUUUUCAGCUUCGGCCAUUAACCAGCUAAAAAAAGAAAUCAUUGCAUCAGUGCCCUCUACUGGACAAAAACGACUGACUGGAGUCAUUAACAUGACAUAUGACCCCAGUACAACUUAUCUUAUCAGUUAUCUUUCUGAUCUAUUCAUACAAACCCCAGUAUCACAGACAGUAGCUUAAGAAUAAGAAGAACUUUAUUAAUCCCUGAAGGGAAAUUCAAUUCAAUUAACUUGGUUUGAAUGUGACUGACCUUGGUUUUGUGCUGGUAAAGUUCAUGUCAACUGCUCUAAUUUAGUUGUACAGACAUGCGUGCAGAUCAGUUUGAUCACCAAUAAGUACAUUUGUAUGUUCAAGUUCAUUCUACAUCAUUUGUGUCACCCAUAAUUACAACAUCAUGCUUCUAGUCUCAAGCCCGCUGGAAUGAUCAUGAUCCUAAUCACAGCUUGUGUUCCUCUCAGAGGAGGAGUUCAUCACCGAUGAAAACCUUAUUGAAGCUCGUGAAGCUACUGAAGAGGAUCUGCUGGUGGUUCACACCAAACGCUACCUCAACAGAUUAAAGGUAUCGUUGUUUUCUCCUCCUGCUGCCAACCUUCAGUCCAUCACUCAUCAUGAUGACAGCAUGUUUUUUUCUCCUCCUUUGUUUUUCUUCUACAUCUCCUCUCGAUGCUUAGCAUGUGCUGCGCGGUGGUUCAGGAAUGAAGCUGAUUUAUAGUUAAGUUGACAAAGAUGAUAACAGGUAGAAAAGUGCUGUAGCUGAACGUGAGCAGAAUCUUCUUCGGGCUUUUUAUCUUGUGUAAAUUUGAAACACAUGUUGGACGGGAGACUUGUGUUAUCACCUAGAGAAGACAAUGAUGGUGUGCCUUGUGAGGGUUGAUGCUGUGCUAAUUAUGUCUAAAUGCCAUUAAUUGAACUUAUAACUGAAUGGAUUGAUCAAUCUGACUCUAAGAAUCUCCAACCCUCUCCAUUUAAGAAAAAAAAGUCACGUACACACAUCAUCAUUUUCAAAUAAAAUCCCAUCCACACAACACCACAACAAUGUGCUGUUGACCACGGUUAUAAGCAUGCCAGACCUGGAGUUGGUAGUAUUUGCCAAAAAGUUAGAUUCAUUCUAUCCAAUCAGAAUAAGCGUCCCUUUCUCGUUGUCACUUCUCCAAACAUGAAACAAAGCCCUGUGUGGUUUGUUCGUGUGGACCGACAAAGAGGUGGAGUUGAUUUUAAGCAUCUUUUCUUGCUUUUAAGACACAAAAAAGGUGGAGUAAGGAUUAUUUGGUGGAGAGUAACUGACUGCAAAGUACUCCUUCUUAUUUGCUCCUCAUAAAAAUAUACAUUCUGUGUAUACUUGUGUCGUCCACUGCCUGACAGUUACAAGGGCGCAAAGUAUAUGACAUUUAUCUAUUUGUUGUCACAGUUUGAGAGUUUAAAACUCUGGUUAUCUACGUCCACACGCAAAGCCAGAGUUUUCCAAAAUCUUCACUUUGUCCAAAGUUUUCUAAAAGCACCGUUUUUAAUGACGUAUUCAUGUGGCUUUGUGUAAAUGACAGGCCGAACCGAACAAAAGUAUAUUCGUUUUAGCAGAUACCCGGCUACAUAUGUACAUGGCCUCUGAAUUUAAGGACGCACAAAGUAUGUGUGUACUCGGUCGAGUUCUGUAUUGUUUUUUAUGUGAAAGACAAUGCAAUAAUGUUCACAUAUGAUGCUAACAUUAAGGGAAUUCAACCCAAACUGGUAAAUACACUGUGAGUGGGUGUUUUCCUUCCCUCUGAUAAUGUAGAGAGUGAAACUACAGAGCAGAAUUCUCAUUGACAUGUAUUUGGGGAAUUAAUGCUCGUCCAAUCAAUCGUGUCAAGCAAACCCUGACGAAAGCACCGCUGAGUCCUCGGAGUCGAUAAGUCUAUUUUCAUUUGUUAAUUAAUGGGCCCAAAGAGUUUAUAAGGAUCUACAUUUGUUUUUUCCCUGCCCAAGAGAAACUGGUGGACCCCAGCUCAAUCUGUUGUGGACUUGGUACCCUGAUCCGGAGACACCAUGGUGUCUGUUUCAGAGAGCACUAAACUGAUAACAGCCAUUCCAUCAUGUUCAGAGACUUAGUCGUGUGUUUACUCUCUUUUUCCUCAACUGCAGACAGAUCCAUUUCUCUGAGGGCUCAGCAGAAGUAUCACAGUAUCACAUUGUGACUUUGCAUGAUUUGUGCAGUCAUGUUUGGUAGAAGAAAAGGGGCUCAAGCCUCAACUCAGUGUAGCCUAUCAUCUUUCUUUUGCCCCUUCUUUUUCUGCACUUCAGUAUCAACACUUGUUUCAGUCUCUGCAGAUUUGAAUCACUCCAGGUCCAUUUAUGUUUUUGUUUGCCUGAUACAUCAGUGAGAAAACCUCCACACUCUGACUCUAGUGUCUCUUUUUUUUACCUUUCCUGAUUCUUCAGUGGUCACUGGUGGUGGCAACAAUCACAGAAAUCCCACCCCUCAUGUUUCUGCCUAAUUUCCUGGUGCAGCGCAGAGUGUUGAGGCCUUUACGGACUCAGACUGGAGGAACGAUAAUGGUAGGACUCUCUGAACCUCAUUUCCUUUUAUGUGUUUUUUCCUCUUGCAGAUGUUAUUAACAUAUUCUACCCAUCUGCUUCUAUCUGCCAUCAUUUGUCAGCGGAAGAAACAGAGAUAAUAAUCGGCAGUGUAGCGCUAUCAAAUAAUGGAGCAAUCCACUAUUGUCUCUGUUACCUUUAUCAAAUAAUAUGAGCUCUGCAGGUGCAUCUCAGAUCACACAUGCAGCCCCCCUCAGCACCCACCAUCAGAAAUGAAUCAUUUAUCACAGACUAGUACAGAACCUUGAAGCCUUUCUUUCCAAGAAGCUUUAUUUUCUGAAUAUUUCAAUAUCUGCUUGUGGAUUUUAACUUCUUGUUACAAUUUCAUCUCCUUUGAUAAACCUUUAUUUAAAAAAAUGUGACUGUGAAAUUCUCAUUUUAUCUGGUUUUAAAACAUUUUGGUGUCUGAUGGCUUUGCAGAUAUUCGCUGGAGGGUCUUAAGAAUACACUGCAUAUGCUGCUUUAUCUCUCAUGAAAACACCUUCAAUGCAGCCACUAAUCGAUCAUUUUUGCCUAUAUGCAGCAGUGACAUCUAUUUAUACCGUGGAAUAAGAGAGUUCACCUUGAGAAAUGUAACAUUUCCCUCAAGCUUGUUAGCAGAUGAGGAGGCGUUAUAAAAUCAAGGUCUGUUUCUUUGGUAAAUGUUAUCACGCAGGGGGAAAAGGAGAAGUAAGAAGUUUAGUGCAGCUUCAAAUGUCUCUUUAUUGGUGUAAAAGCGAGCCUGAGGGGAACAAGUGAAGUCAGCACUUGUGAUUAAAGGUCCACUAUGUUGAAGGAAAAGCAGAAAUGGUCUCUGUCAAUAUUUGUGGUUGAAACAGGGGCUGCUUUUACAACAGCACACCAGAGAUUAAAACAAAACAGCCCUUAAUCGGAGCAGAAAGCACACCCAUCACACUUGAAUAAUGUCCUCACAUCUCAGUUCAAUGAAACUCAAACUGUAGUAGUUUUUCUCCUUGAUUUUCUUAAAUGUUUGUUGAGAAGUAUUUUGUGAGAUUCCGCCCCUUCAAAAUCUCUUGAUUGAAUUUAUUCUCUGUGAAGUUUUAGAUGAGCAAGAGGGCUUCAGAUCUACUUUUUACACAGUUGUAGAGAAGAAAAGGAACCAGCAGUUCGAUUAUAUCAUAGCAAAUGACAACAAAAGCCACAUGGUAUUGUCAGGGGUGCUGCCAAAGAUUUUAGGCACCAUGAAAAGAAAUCUUACUGGGCUCCCCACAGCCGGUCGUAAGGAAAAUGUUUGUACUAUUUUCUUUUUAAUUACAUUGUAAUGAUAUUUUCGACGAUCACUCCCAUAUCUGUGAAUAGAACACCAUGACAGUUACUUGGUGGGGGAAAGCAUUGAAAAUACACUUAGAUUCAAUUAUUUGCUGCAAGACUGAUACUUUAUAUUUAAAAAAACUGUCCCUGCCUUCAAAUACUUUCACAUAAAAUCUUCUGGUGAAUAAUUAUUUAUUAUUAUCAAUAAUUAUUAAUUUUAAUAAAUAAAAUGAGUGAUACGUUCAGUGAGUAAUGCGUUCACCGAACUGUCAGACCACAGUGUACUUGGGGAAGGAUACACAAUGAACAUCCCUCACAAAUUGUCGCAAUGAUAGGAUCUGACAGUCACAUAUUUUCUCAAACUGUGGGUUGUAAACACUAGGCUACUUGUUACAUGCUGUGUCUGACUAUACAUGACUCAUUGCUGUAGCAAUUUAGCAGAGUUUUUAAAAAAGUUAGUUUUCUCUGAGAUACAUUUGAACACAGCACGCCUAUCUCCCUCUGUUGCUCCUGCUAUGUGCCUGGUGAGUCUCACUUUCUUCUCAUUACUGCUAAGUUUGUUUAUCUGGGAAAUAAAUCUGUAAAACAACAAGGAGCAACGGUUGCUAUGAAAGUGUAUCCCUCAGAGGAAAAUAAUGCCCUCUCUCCCUCCACUCGCUGUCUGUGGAAAAAUAGUGCUUAGCGUCUGUGAAAACAGAGCAGGUAGACUGAACCAUUUUUCAUAAAUGGAGGGGGACAGACUUGAGAAAUGUUUUGCAAAACACAUAAACUUAGUGUAACCAAUACAUUGUAUUAAAAUAUAUGUGCAACUGUAAGUUUAUGACUGUGUGUGAUAAUUUUUGUCAGUAUAAUAAUUGUCUAAGGGGCCUCUCUGGGCCCCUGUCAAUCAUGGGCCCCUAGAAUCCCUCUCCUUUUACCCCCUUUUUGGCGCCCCUGGAUAUCUUUUUCCACAGGAUCCAUUUGAUCCAAAUACUCAUGAUAUCACAGCUAGCAUAAUCCAAAGAGGUCCUCCUCCCCUGAGUCUGAUGGUUUGAUGGAGUUGUAGAGAUGCACUUAGAGGGCUGCAGUGAAAUAAGCCCGGCACCCUCGCUGCCUACUAUAAGUGCUUGUUUUCCAGACACAGAAAGAGGUGUUAGAGUCACUGCCUGAGUGUGUGCACACAUGCUAAUGUGUUAUUACUCAUCCAUCAGAGAGCCAUAUUGGCAUUUACACACAAUCUCCCCAUCUCAUGUCUUCUCACCGUAGGAUGAGAACAUGUGUCGCUCCGGAGAUGCGGCAGAGUAACGCUUCCUUUUUCCACCCGGAGAAAAAUCUCCACCUGCUUUAGUGAGAGGCAGCUACUGCUGUGGAUGCAACACACUGUACCUCUUACUGUGUUAAAAAAGGACAGCAUGGGAGUGCUUCCUUUAACGUAGCCUGUAUGUCUGUAAUAUUAGGAUUUAUGUUAGUAGAUUUUAGCCAUAAAUCCUAUUGAGUGUGUUAAAGCUCUGUGUCUAUACUCCAUAGACAGUCUUUGAUUCGUGAUGCAUUGUAGAUAAGCCCUCAAAGGAUGAGACGGCAGAGCGACCUGCCUCAAAUAACACCUCCCUCAUGCGUAGCCAUGCACACCAAGAUUGAGUUGAUCAACAUGUGAAGCAAACCCUGCAUGUCUCUAUGCUCUCAGUAACAAUGCUCUCAGGAGGAAGUUUAGCAUAUAUUCAAGUUGUUAAAAUCCUCAGGGUAGAGUAAAAAUGUCUAUUAACACACACAGUCACAAUGUCGGUGAGUUUGCUCCAGCUGCAUUUAAAGUAGGGCUGAACGAUUUUGGCCAAAAAUAAAGUCCAGAUUAUUUUCUCUGAAAACUUGAUUUUCGAUUUUUUAUGAAAUGACAACUUCACCAAACAUCAAUUCAAUUUAAUAAUACAUUUUUCUAUCAUCUCUCGAAAUGAAACCACUGGAAACUAUGUAGUGCUUAUGCCAAGCCAGUAAGUGGCACUGUAACGCUGCAUAGGACAUGUACGAAAGACAGAAGAAGAGAACAGAGCAUGCGUGUAAAGGUUGACAUCCACACAGAGAUGAGAUGGUAGUCGUUCAUGGAUUUAUGCACUCUUGUACCUGUUUUCAAAAAGUACUGUUUACAGUCACCCUUUAUUCCUGAAUUCGUUUCCUUGUGGACGGGUUGAUACCAUCUUCUGACAUACUUUGGAACGGAGAGUGGUUUGCUCUUCAUCUGAAACUGUGAAGCCAUACCGAUUCCACAUGACUGACUUGCUCUUGCCCUAUUUAGCCACAAAAUUAUCACCUUCCUUUGCAAACGCCAUGUUUGUUUACACUCUUGUGCAUGGGAACUGGGGAGCGCUCCAGCAGGAAGGGGGAGCCUACGGUGGCCUGAAGGCACGAUGCAUGAUAGAGAGGAAAAUCGCUUCAAUGAUUUCAAUUCUUUUUAACAUCGUCAUUAAUUUAUCUGCUUACGGUUUAAAAUCGAUAAAUUGUGCAGCGCUGUCAACUCAUUCACAGUCUUGUUAGUUAUACUGAGAAAAGCAGCUUAUUUGAAGAAACCAGAUCCUAUCUGUUCACAUAUAGGGGUCUUCCAGGUAAAUGCAAUACAAAAAAACACUGAAGUGAUGCAAGAUGCAAGUAAACCGUUUCAAAGUGGUGUUCUGGUAGGAUAUACCAAGUAAAAUGUUCUCAGAUCAACGAAUCCUUGCAGGAGCAUUUGAAUUUGUCUCUGUUUAACUUUGCUGAAUAGGCUUUUAUUUUGCUGGUACCUUGGCUGACCAGCUGUGGUGGACAGCUGACUCCCUAAGCUUUUCAUAUUCCCCAGAGACAAACAAACGGCUUCUUAAGAUGUCUGAACGAGUGAGAAUGUGAAUCUAACGAUAGUGAUACUGAGGCUGGUGGUGUUUGUGUUUCAUCUUCUGGCAGUUUUUAACGUCUCAUUUCAACUGAAGCCGUACAAGCAGCUGCACCAGCUCAGCUUGUUGUGCUGUUUCGACACUGCAUGAGUGUCAGUGGUAGCUUUUCCUGUAAGCUUUAAUCAUAUUGAGUGAAUGUGUGUGAAUUAUCAGGUGUUUUGAUUGAUUUUUGCAAAGUGAGUGACAAACUCAAUGUUGACAUUUUGAACAUUGUAGGAAUGACAAUUAAGAUACAAAUUUAGAUUACAUGUAGAACACAUCUCUUUAUCUCACAGCACUCAUAUAUAUAUAUAUAUAUAUAUAUAUAUAUAUUUAUCCAAGAGCAAAGUGUUCAAUAUAGGGGAUGUGUAAGAAGUGAUUUUUCUGAAGCUUCAAAGCUCCACACAGACGCUUCCCCCGGUAAAAAUUCAAUUAUCUAUCUUGGUAAGUGUUCAUGUAGCGGAUUGUUGAAUUUCCCAUGAUGACAUGAUGAGAUAAUGUUACUUAAAAAACAAAGAAUUUACACCAGUCAGGGCCCAUGUACUCUUAAAGAAGGCACCUGAUAAGUUGUUAAAAUGCACAUUUCAUUUUAGGUCUAGGUAAAGGUGUUUGAGGGAUGCCACGGUUUGAACCUUCUGAAUACUUGACAAUUAAAUCUGAAAGCACUGCAGCGACCCCCCAUCAAUCCAUCUUCUCCCACUUAUCCGGAGUCGGGUCGUUGGAGCAGCAGCCAAAACAAGGAAGCCCAGACCUCCCUCUUCCCGGCCACUUCAUCCAUCUCUUUCCGGGGCACCCCGAGGCGUUCACAGGCCAGCUAAGGGACAUAGUCUUUCCAGCAUGUCAAGUCCUGAACACCUCACCAGCGAGGCGUCCGGGAGGCAUCCUGAUUAGAUGCCUAAGCCACCUCAUCUGACCUCUCUCAACACAGAGGAGCAGCGUCUCUACUCCGAGCCCCUCCCGAAUGACUGAGCCUCUCACCCUAUCUCUAAGGGAGAGCCCAGCCACCCUGAGAAGGAAACUCAUUUCAGCUGUUUGUGCCCAUGAUCUUGUGCUUCUGGUCACCAUCCACAGCUCGUGACCAUAAGUGAAGGUAGGAACGUAGAUCGAAAGGCACAGCUUGGCCAGCUUCGGCCCAGCUCCCUCUUUACCAUGAGAGACCUGUGCCGCAUCCACAUCACUGUGGAUGCUGGACCAAUCCACCUGUUGAUUUCCAGCUCCACUCUUCCCUCACUCCUGAACAAGACCCUGAGAGACUUGAACUUCUCCACUUGGGGCAGGAUCUCAUACCUGACCCAGAGAGGGCACUCCAUCUUUUUCUGGCUGAGAACCACGGGCUACGCUUUGGAGGUUCAUCCCAGGUGAUUCACACUUGGUUGCUAAUCAAUCCAGUGAGAGCUGAAGGUCAAUGGAGCCAACAAGACCAAACCAGACCCCCUCAACGUCCUGGCUGUGCCUAGAAAUUUUGUCCAUGAAAGUUAUAAACAGGAUCAGUGACAAAGUGCAGACUUUCUUUCUUUCUUUCUUUCUUUCUUUCUUUCUUUCUUUCAAAUCCUUUGUUUGGCAGUAUUCCUCAAACAAGGCAUCAGGUCCAGGUUAUGAUCAUGACAUUUAGGAAGGACAUCUUCACUGUUUUCGACUAAAAACAACUUUCUUCCUUCUUCUUGUUGACAUUUUUAAAGUGACUGUGCCAGCAUAGGUGUCAUAGGUGCUAAAUUGGAGGGAAUAUGCCCGUAUCAGUCUGUAUAUACAUACACUGUGUGUUUAUGAAACAUCCUUUUUCUUGAGUUAUUUGACUAUUUGCAGUAGUUUAAGGGCUGUGAGGUUCCCCUGCUGACACUUUGACAGCACUUGAACACAUACAUUGGCCGUCAAUUGAAACCCGUGACCUUUGAUGAUAAAGCACUGGUGUGAUCUCAGCAGGGUGGAUGAGGAGGUCCAUUAUAGGUCAAGCAAUACAUUUAAAAGUGAAUGCAGUAGCUUUUAACCCCGUAGCUGCUGCACAGAAACAAGCCUUUAAUGUCUCUUGAUGUUGUUCAUGUAAAUCAAUUCGCCGACAUGGUUGGGGGUUAAAUUUAAAAAUGAAGAAACCAACACUGGUGGUUGUUUCAUACAGGAAAAGAGGUGUUAUAUCUACAUAUGAGCCCUGCAAUGAAAAACAGCAAUGAAGUCAUUGCCUUGAGACACAUUUCUAAUUUCACAAAAGCUGCAUGACAUUAAUUUGUUUCAUUUCUUUGUUUGUGUGGAAAAGGUUAUUUAAAUUGAAAUAGUUUUCCCCCUGUGAAGGUCAUACUCUUAUAUCCAUUUAUGUUGACAAAGAAAAAUUAAUUCUAAUGUUCUGUCCACAGGCAGGAAAACUGGCUGUUGACAGAGGAUGGGCCAUAAAUGUAGGUGAGUUCUUAGUAUGGAUACCCUGAAACUAUAAUAAACAAACACUGUCGCUGCACUCAGCUGCUUAAAAUCCUGAAUGUCAGAGUGUGUUACCUGGUACUAUCAUAGUCUUAGUAUCUGCACAUGCUCUAAGGUUGUACUGUGAUAGUGAAACAGGCAGUUUGGUCUAUUACCUAGUCCCUGCAGUGUGCAUGUUAAAUUGAAGUAGCAGGAGACCCACUUUGCUGUAGGGACAAAAUGAUGUCAGAUAUCAGCAAAAACUCCAAGAUCCAAGUUUUUGGAUUUUGCUGUAAUCCAUAUUAGCUUGGGAAAUUGCAGAAGAUUGUGUCAGUAAAUCCAACAGUAACAGCUUUUAGAGGGCAACGGCUACACUCAUGCUAUAUGUUAUCGUCCUCCCCCUCAGUUUGAUUCUUAUCCUGAGAAAUAUUCUACAUUUCCUUUUGAAUCGGUGCCUUGACCGGCCCGGCUGAGAGAAUAGGAUGGUGUUUGGCUGAAAAGCCAGGGUCAUCCUUCACUCCUCCAUCCCCUGAUUUAGAGCCAAGCAGGAAACAAGAAAAGCUGCAUCAGACUUUUACUUUGUGCAACGUGCUUACUCAGCUCCUCCACGCUGUGUGUUGAGGAAUCUGAUUGUUCUGCAUCGAUAAACAUGAUUUUAAUAUAGAUAUAAAGGCUAUUCAAAUGCCCUGACAUCUGCGUAUCCCGCGUCUCAACACAAGCAGGACAUUGAGGCUUUAGAGAGGCUGCUUUUGCAAGCCAGGCAAUAAAUGAUAAUCGUAUUUCACCCAUGGUCUUACUGCCCUUUAUUAAUAUUCCACCCUACACCAUAGCUUAAUGAACAUGAGCAUAGCGGGGCAGAGGGGGCUAUAACUCUUAACCUGAAUUAAUGGUUAUCAUCUCUGUAAAAUUAAAAUAAAGUCUCUUUACAGUUUUUUCCCUCUGUCUGCAUUCAUAGCUGCUCUCUCCAGGCGUUUAAGGAGCCAUUGAACGGGCCAUUGUGAUGUCAGUACACCCAUUGUUGUACCACAGGGGAACAGCAGACAUUUUUAUAAGCUGCAAUAAACUCAAUAACAGCCGAUUUUAAAUCCCCAAUUAUGGUCGUUUAGAAUAAUAGACUCCUCAGAUGUGCUGUGUGAUGUGACCCGCUCUGCCUGUCUAAUGGUCCGAACAUUGAGCCAGUGGAUUUUCUGUUUCCCAGGAGGAGGCUUCCACCACUGCUCCGGCGACAGGGGAGGGGGCUUCUGUGCCUACGCUGACAUCACUCUAGCCAUCAAGGUGAGGCUGAUGUCAUAUACGGUGUAGAAACACUCACUUAGUUACCCAGGUCAGCUGGAAACAUAACUGUAAUGGCUGGAAAGCACUCAGUAACAUCAUUAGAUUAAAACAGGACGACUCCAAGGUGAAAGAGAAAUCAUAAGGUCUGUGCAGGAGUAUCGUGAGCCAACAAACAAUUUAUUAAUCAAACUUCAUACUCUUAAAUUCUUUGAUCUAGUUAAUCUCCAAACCUUAUUGAUUUUGUACAAAGCACAUAACGAUCUGCUGCCAUACAGUCUCCAGAAGCUGUUUGUAAUCAAAGAUACGAAAUAUGAACUUAGAAGCACAGGUAUGUUUACAAAAACACUAGUUAGGACUAAUACAAAACAACAUUAUGUAUCUGUAAAAGGUGUAAGUCUGUGGACAUGCUGCGAUAAGGAAUUGAGGAAGUGCAGUUCAAUCUACAUAUUUAAAAAAGCGUUCAAAAACAUGAUGUUUAUAAAGUACAAGGAAGUUGAAGAAUCACUUUAGACCGACCUGAAAAACUUUAGAGGGUGUCUGUUUCCCCUGAUGGGUUUUGAAAAGUAUUUUGUUCUUGUUCAUUAUGUAUUUCUUUAUUUCAAAAUUUUUCACUGUAUAGAAGAAAAAAAAAUGUGUAUAAAAAUGUCAUGAAAACUCUGUGGAAGGGGUAGGCGCAAUAAGCUGAUAGCUUCAGCCUACACCCUUUUUGGUCAAACCAAGUAAUUAACAGUAUUUAUUAUUUCUAACUCCCAUGUAUUAUGUAUGUAAUAUAACUGUUUACAUGAACGGAUGACCAAAAUAAACUAAACUAUAAAACUAUGAAACUAUAUGAACAUGUAGACAAGAAAAACACGAUUUUCAUCAGAGUAGGUCUUUAAGGAUAACGGCUGGUCUAGAGGGAGAGUAAAUACUCAAGCACUAUUUUUUUUUUUUCAGUUUCUCUUUGAGAGAGUGGAAGGCAUCUCCAAGGCUACCAUCAUCGAUCUGGAUGCUCAUCAGGUGAGCCGGCACCAUUACAUCUGUCCCCCAUCAAUGGACAUGAGUGCUAAGAGGCUGACAUUGAUGAUACGAUAGCCCCUUUUACCACCACACCAAUCAAUGAGGCUCUCUCGUGAUAAAUAGAUCUCACUGUCAUAUUCUGGGGAAUGUUUCUAAAAUCAGCUCCACUGCCAAAGAGCUGAGAGCGUACCAGCUUUGUUUGGUUGUGCUGUUAUAAGAGCCUCGAGGCUCAUCUAAAUAUAAAUUCACCACAUGUAUUUCCAUAAACUGAACAGCCAGGAGAUUAUUCAUUUGUUUCCAUCAGUGUGUUGACCAGUGUGACUGUUUCUCAGUGGCUUUAAUUACUGUGAGGAUGCUGGAAGAGAGCUUUUUCAGUGUGAUUUAAAGACUCUUUGUUAAAAUUGACGCCGCAGGUGUUCACGGUCUGGGAAGCCAAGUUAUUUGGAGCUCCCCUUACUGGCUGGCAGCAAGCAGUCAACGCUGAUAGAACAUGGAUCCCACAUGAUUUUAUUUUAAAAAUAGCUUUCGACUAUCAUAGUUUUCAUGUUGUUCUAGUGUAAAUUGUUCUAAGCAGUUUAGGUUUAAUAAGUUUUUUGAUGUUGAAGAGUUGAUUGAUUGACGACUCUAAAGAUGAACGCCGCGGACUUUUGCUGUAUUUGUCGCUAUCAGUCUGUUCCGGAAACCCGAUUUGUACUGCACAUGUGUAAAACGUAUGUCACUUCUUCUCCUUGUAUUUCAAUGCAUUUUACAGCAUAUGUCGUUAGUAGUGCUACCUACCCGAUCUGUACUGCGCAAGUGCAAAUUUACGUCACCCUAAAAACUUGAUUUAAACUACCGAUCGUUUUCAAAAACCAGCUGGCAAUGUGACAGGCUAGCUGGCAGGAGGCUCCAGGGCUAAUGCUGAGGUAUUCGCCAAAGCUCCUGCCAAGCGUAGUGAGACCUUUUGAGCCAUAAAGUGUGCCACAACCUGAUAGCUCAGGGGGUAGAGCAGCCGUCCAAUAACUGGAAGGUUGGCGGUUCGAUUCCCCCCCAUACCAAGUCUGUCCGUUGUGUCCUUGGGCAAGACACUUAACCCACCUUGCUCCCAGUGUGUGUCCUCCACUGGUGUAUGAUUGUGAGUGUUGUGUGGUGGUGGUCGGAGAGGCCGUAGGCGCAAAAUGGCAGCCACGUUUCCGUCAGUCUGCCCCAGGGCAGCUGUGACUACUAAGUUAGUUUACCACCACCAAAGUGUGACUGUGUGAGUGAAUAAAUGAUGUAUCCAAUGUAAAGCUCUUUGAGGGUCUCUGAUGAAGCGCUAUAUGAAAUCUGGUGCAUUAUUAUCAAAAUCAUGGUUUUCUGACUUUUCAAAGUAUCAAGGGAAGAUGCUCUUGUGGUGAGUGGCCACCCAUGGCGCACCAUCCCCGGGCAAGGGAAAUUAAAACCAUGAUUGCGAUGAAUGUAAACCAUGGUCCAAAGGUCCCAUAGGUUGUAUCUGAGGCUCCCACCUUUUAAUCUGGGUUGAUUUUGGCACCCCUUUAGACAUGUCAGUACCUGUCUGCUCCUUUUAACCUGUACACAUUGAAACAGAGUCACUCAGUUAUUUAUUUAUUUGAACAGAGAAACUCAUCCAGCCAUUAUGCUAACACACUAAAUUGUUAUUCGUGAAGACUCUUGGCUGCCAAAUGUCAGUGAAAAGCUGUUUGUCUUUCUGGUCUCGGGCAUGAAUAAUCCUGUGAAACCUAAUUCUUUGCUAAAUUCUGUCUUUAAAUCCAUCUCACUAUGUUUAUGAUUAAUUGCCAAUAUGCCAAGAAAAACUCCCUCUCUGAGAAAAUCUAGUCGGCAGUACAAGAACCUAGAUUCUGAUUGAUCAGCGAAAUGUUAGUGGACUGAGCUCACCACGGCUGUAUCGAAGAGUGACUCAACACUUUUGAAGGUCUGAUUAUCAUAUUUUGUUCUUACUCUGUGUUUUUAACAUCAUGACUGGUAUCCUCCUCCAAUUAGCCCUGAGAACGGUUUUAAAAUUGAUGAUGUCUCAAGGUUCCUGAGGCCAGUGGCUUUAUUCCAGGGAUGGAGCUUUUUAUAUUUUUGAGCUCCUGCUCAAUGGUAAUGAUGCGCUUUUACCUGUUGACACAAACCAGGGAUCAAUACAGCUGCUGAGUAAAUAAUUCAUGAAGAAGUACAGAAGAGCAAAUCUGCAUGAAUGCAUGGAGAUGAGUCUCAAGAGCCCCACUCAGCAGAUAAUUGGGCUGAGGGAAAUACUGGCGAUAAGCAGUAAAGUCCUAAUUACAGCCCUGAAACAUGACACUUCAAGUGCUCUUGUUUUUACAUUAAUUGAGACUACAGCCAAGACAGCACCUCAUUGAUGAUCAGGCAGGUUCAGUGUAGAGGUAGCUGCUGUGGAGGUACAUUUCUACCUGUCAUACAAAGAGUUUGAACUCUGUGUGUCUGCAGUGAUACCCUGAAGAUAAUAAUGUCGUAUCUCUUGUCAAUAGGAGUUUGUGUCAAAGCAGAUGUGUACAUCAUUAGGGCUGCAUACUCACCGAUAUCUGAGGUUUGGAUCAUUAACAAAUUGCAGUGUGGGAUUUAAGUAAACCCAAAAGUAAUUAACUUCAGAAACAAAGACACAGUAAAUGAGAUAAAUCCUUUAAAUGGUUGUGAAUAAUUUUAAGUUUUGUCUAAGGAAAGAGAAUCAAGUCAACAGCAACUUUUGUUUUGAUUUCUGUUCACUUGCUCCAGACUGAAGUGAACUUUUCCCCCUCACAUCACCCGACUCUCAGGAGAAUUUGUGAGUAAAUCGCAAAAAAGCAUCCUCAUUGAUCCUCCGUUGACGUGAUGUGCUGCCUACAUGUCAAGAAAAGUGUGGUCAUUUGGAGGUUUUUAAGAGGCAUCAGUGUUUCUGAUGUGUUUGUGCGAAAGCUGAACAUAUUAUUUCACAAACUUUUCUGUCAGGCCACCAAUGUCUUUAUGAAUCAUCUCUUUGUUCCCCAGCCGCUAAUAAUCAGUCCCUCCGCGUUGGUCCAUAUAUCCAUGACUAUUUCUUGAAUAUGUUCAUUUAUGUUCAGCCUUUGUUUGCUGCUUUUUUGUGAAAAAUAAAGUGGCACUUUUCAUACUGCAUAUCUCUUUCCCUUUUGAUUGUUCUUUAAUGGAUAGAAAAAAAAGAUGUAUUAGAUAUUGAAUACAGAUAUUUGAACUCUGUAAAGGAGAUAAAAGGAAGAAUGUUUGAAAGCAGGACAACAGGCUUUUGGCUGACACUAACAAAUGGCAGUGAAACAACAAUCUUUUAUUGUAACAUAUGCUGGGGAGAGGAUAAGACUAAUAAGACUGCAGGCAGCUUAUGAGCUGAUUUAUAGUCUCAGACUGCCUUUCCGAAGCACACCGGAGCAGAGAAAUCACUCACAUGUUCGUUCAGUCAUUUUCUGAUGGAAACUUGUAUCUACCUGAUAGUUACUGUUUUAUCCAUACAGUACAAAUGAAAAACAAUACAAAGCUUAGGGUGGUCUAAAGUAUCUAUAAUGAAGCACCAGCUGUAAUCCAAGCUAUGAUGGGGUGCUGUAUCAAUACUUAAUGUAGCACACUAUGAUUAUGACAGCACCGCUCUCUGCCAAGAGACUAGCUAACCAACCCCGACCAUUGGCUCUUUGGUCUUAAGGCUAAAACAUACAGGAUCCGUAUUGGAGCUGGGAAUGACGUUACACCCGAGUUGAUUUCAGUUAACAAGUUGGAAAACCAAGAUGGACGCCAACUGUUAGCCAUUGUAAGCUGUCGUUAGCCGUUGUUAGCUGUUGUUAGCCGCUUUUAGUUGUAGCUAUCCCAGUUGUAAACAACUUAUAACACAGUAUUUUACUCUCACAAACACAAUAGCACCGUGUUCACAGUUAGACGUUGUAAAACAUAUACAACAUAUACCACAUAUUUAAUUUCACAACAACAAAACAGAAGUGCUCAUAAAUAAUGCAUUAUGAGAGCUUUCACUGUUACUCACCAUUGUUGAUGCACUGCGAUGCCAUCUUGGAUUAUGACGUUGUCGUCAAGCCGGGGUUGGUGAGGAUCGUCCGACUUUCUGAGAUGAAAAUCUGAUCUCCGGGGUCGUUCCAGUUGAAAGUUCCAGCUCGGAGCUCAGAAAUCCCGACUUCAGAGUACAACUGGAAGCCACCAUGAAUCCUAACACAAACAGACACAAUACUGGUUGAAAUAAUACUAUAUUAUAUAUAAUAAUAAUAAAAUACUGGUUAAAUGAAGGCACCAACUGCAAAUGCCUUAGUUGUCUUCCAGCACAAAGAUGUUGCAGUAUGUGUUUGUGGGGAUUUGGACGAAAUCGACCAAGUUACCCUACUCAUUGAUAGUGAGAAGAGCUGCAAAAGUGAUAAACGAACAAACGCCUGCAGAUAAGCUUUUUGGCCCACCUUCACCAGCAGGGCAGACUAAUAGAUGAGAGGGAGUGGGUUCAUCCAUCUGACUGUCCCACUCUGUGCUACACAGAACGACAACAGCAACAGCAAGAGGGGUGCCAAACAAGAGUCUAUGGGCUGAAAUCUGGUCCGUUCUGGAUCAGCAUUAAAAAAAGAGUGAUUCAGUGAGAAGUAAAGCAGUUCAGUCAGUAUUAGUGUAACUUAAACGAAGUAAAACUUUUUACUACAUGAAAAACUCCUGAACUUUAUUGAAUCCCUACAGACCUCUGAAGGCAGCAGGACACAUGAUGUGCUAUAUCUGCCAAUGUGUGUCAAAGAUCAGUGUUAUUAUUACCCACAAAUGUUCACUGUGUUUACCUUCAGUACAUCAUGAGUGAGUGACAGCAGGCUUCUACAGAGUGACCACACACUCUCUGCACACAUGGCAACAGUGGGCUGAUAGUGUGCCGUAUGAGCUUCAACACUUUUGAUCUUCUUUACAAGCUUCUUGAAGAAGAAACUCUGUUCAUGUCCCACUGCUGAACUGCAUUUAAAAACAAAAGCUAAAGUAAGGAUGUAAGUAAUAAAUGGAAUUAUAAAUAAUGUACCAAGAUGCUCUUUGUCCACAAUUUUCUCUCCUGCUUCAUUCAGAUAUUGAUCAAAUAUCCUGAAACAGUGUAUUUCUCUUAGUUCGGAUGUUGUCAUCCAGUGUCUUUGGGAUUGACCCAAACACUGGCCCAACAUCAAUCAAUCAAUCAAUCACUCUUAUUUAUAUAGCCCUUUUCAUACACAACCAUGUAGCACAAAGUGCUUUACACAGCAGAGGAAUAAGAGAAACAAAGAAUACCCAGAUCUAACCCAACCCAACCUUCACACUCCCAACCCACGAUCUAAGCACAACAGAAAUAUGGAAAAGGGCUCGAUUUCAUAAAAACAGGAAUGUGCUCACCGAGGAAAUGCCAUUUUAAAAUUCAAUAUAACAAAAAGCCACUCUAUAGCCAGAAAUAAUAAUACAUUAAUAAUCAUUACUUCAAGGAAAUGUUCUUCCUUGAGCUGCGAAACUCCGCUGCACUCGGUGAUCAACUCGUCAGGGCUCCCCUACAAACAAGCGGCUGCUGGAGGAGAGUGGGUGAGUUGUGUUUAGUCUCUUUGCCAAAGAAAUCAGGCAAAGCUAAAAAGAUGUUUGGUGGCAAGUGCUAUGGCUGGGACCCUAUAUGUACUGUUGAUGAAGUUAGGUGCUGUUCUGAGCAUUAUUUGUGGCUUUUUGGUUGAGGUUAGCACGUGGAGACAUAGACCGCUGUGUAUUGGUAUCGUGCGCUUGUUACUAAAGUUAGUAUAACUAGAGAAGCAAGCAGUCGGCAACAUCCAUCACUCGAGGGGAUGUCUAACUCGGUGUUAUGGUGUAUUUGACCAUAAAUUAAAUUUACGCCUGAAUAUCCCUUUAACUCCACUUAGCUCUGAAUGAAAAAACAAAAACAAUGUUAAUAGAUGAGAAAUUUAGCACCCUAGUGUCUUUGAGUUUAGCUUGAAAUGAAAGCCAGGUGGUCACAGCCAACGUCUGCAUACUUCCAGCUUUGGAUUUUCCUCUGCCGUUUUCCAGUUUUAAGGAUGAGCGUUGACUCUCACCUUCGUAUACUUGCUUCACAGACACCUCAUGAUCACAUCACUGCUACAAAUCUUCCUCCCCAACUAUCAGUAAAAAAGAAAAUAUAAAAGUAUGUCAUGGCCUUAUGUAAAUUGAUCCAUUUCUAAGGAAAACUGGUCUUUUUUAAUUAAUCAUUGGCUCCACAGUCUGUGAUGUACAGCUGACACCAAACUGUUAUACUUGUCCGAAUUUCAUCCUUCUCAUCAAGUUCAUACCAAACUUGGCUGAGAGCCUAAUCCCCUCCUGACAGCAGCCAGACACUUUGGGUGACAAAUGUAAGACAGGAAAUGAAAAACGAUGGAGUAACAAUGGAUUCCUAGAGGUUUGUAUUAUUUUUUCAAAACAUUUAAUACAUAAAAGCGACAAGCCUAUUUAUCUCUGGUCUGCUGCUGUCAGUCAUUUCACUGGAGUCUCAGGUAAACAGGCAGGUCUGAGUGACACUUGUGGGCCUUGGUACUGUUGUGUAAUGUAGCAGACUGUCAAACUGCUGUGAGUUACUGACUGUUUUCUAUUACACAAGAAUAAGGGAUCAUCAGCGGAGAAAAGGUCAAUCUUUGAUUCAGUUCGUCAUAGCUGGAUUACCUUUGAAGAAGCAGAGAAGGCGUCAAAGUACUUUCUAGUCUUUUUUAACUCAUCUGCUUUUUUGUAGGGAAAUGGACACGAGCGAGAUUUCUUGGGCGACAAGAGAGUGUUCAUCAUGGAUAUGUACAAUCGGUAUAUUUAUCCUGGGGAUACAUAUGCCAAAAGUGAGUGAAAGAAGCUUACUUUUGAUUGAAAUACUUGUGCAAAUUUUUUAUUUCUUACAUAUGGAAGCAUAUUGCAUUCAUUUACCAAAAAGAAAAAUAAGGAAACUGUUUCCAAAUCAGCGGAAUCUCCAGCUCCUAGAUAACUUUGACCACGGGGUCAAUGAGAGUAAAGCAUGUUAUUACUGAAACAUAGGGUUUGCAAAUCUUGAGGUGCCUUUGCAGAGUAGAAAAACUUGAAGAAAGUCAAACUUGGUUAAACUAAACAAGUGGGCCAUGUUUGCUUCCAAUAAUCAAGCAAAGGGGGAUGAAAGCAUCAGCUUUUAAAUGAUGAUGUUUCCAGGGAAUAGGAAAAAAAAUUAGUCUGACAAAAAAAAAAGAAAAAUUCCGAAAAGUAGAAAAAAAUGUGUCCAAAGAACAGAACAAAACAGAACAAAAUCGUCUGAAAAACAGAGUUUUAUUUAUUUUUAUUUUUUACUUUUUUGGUGAAUGUUCUACGCUUCUGUUCUUACAUACUUUAGCUAAACGUUAAAGUUAUAUUGUUUGGAUAUUUUUUACACGUGACACUCUGCUGCAUGAACGCUGUUCCUCAUGCCUGGGUGGGUGUUAAGGCUUGUUGGUCAUCUCUCUGGGCUGUUUUAGUUCUGCUGUAAUUGUGUUUCUCUCUGCACCAGAGCUCACUAUUAGCUCACAGCAGGAUAUCUGUCAUGCAGCGAUCUAUGCUAGACAAUAAUCAAGGCUUUUACACAAAUGAAUGUGCCAAUACAUUAAAGCGGAUCUGACAGAGACCACAUAUUGCUUUUAAACUCUGGCUUGAACAUUUACUCUGAAGCCAACACAUUACAGCACAGCCUGCAAAAUAUCUUUUUCUCUGCCAUUAAUGCAAUAAAAAAACAUUAAGUCAUAAACCUGGAACAUGAAGUAAAUGUACAUCCUGGCUUGUAUUCAAUAAAAACCGCACAGUCCUGUUCUACCAUUUUUUUUUCUCCAAGACAUCUGUAUUUGCUGGUAUCUUCAAAGAACAAAUCGCUCAAUUUUUCAACUUCUGUCGAAAGUUUUCUUCAAAAAGUACAACUAGACAUGAAAACAACCAUUAACUGGCUCACAUCCUACUGCAGUGUUCUCUCUUUUGCCUUUGUAGCUUCUUUCUGUUUGAAUUGUGAAACACGGUGGUCUCUUAAUUAACCUUUUUCAUCAUUUGCAUUGAUUCUUAGAAAUGUACAUAUUAAUUAGCCAUAGCACUGCUGCCAAUUUUCAUACGAUUCUAUAGAUAGAGUAGCACCUGAAUAUUUCAUUACAGUUCAGUUAAACUAAUUCAUUUUGUCUGCCAAUGCUGAAACACUGCAGUAAUGACUUCUCUGUGCUUAAAAAGCUGGGGUUAGCAACAGUGUUUCUUACGUACGGUUUACUGAUGGCAGCUCUGCUCUGUUGCUUUAUGUGGAUAUCCAUAAUGCAUCACUGCGUCUUUUUGAUCUACAGAAGCCAUUAAGAGAAGGGUGGAGCUGGACUGGGGCACGGAGGACUCUGAGUACCUUCAGAAAGUUGAGCUCCACUCUGAAGGAGCCCUGAAUGAGGUCCGACCUGACAUCAUUGUCUACAAUGCAGGGACUGACAUCCUGGAUGGGGACCCUCUUGGAGGACUCUCAAUAUCUCCACAGGUACUGAGUCAGCCUCAUCAGACUUUUUAAGAUGUGCCCCAGAAGCUUCCAGCAGGAGUAGUUUUAUCUGGUUUCUUUAAAGUUGACCAAAAAUGGAUAGCUCAAAGAAAAUGUGUGUGCGUUUGGUGUUACAACGUUACAUAGACUCAAUGGCAGCUUGUUUGGUACACCUGUACACUCUCAUGGAAGGAGGAAAGAGGCGCAGGAGGAGAUAGGUGUUUGUUUCUAUGCGUGUCUGGAAAGCUAAGGGAUAUAAAGAGCUGUAGAGAGAGGCUGUAGCAAUCACAAGUAUGCAAGAGUACCGGUAAGCUUUCCACUGCUGGGCCAAAAAGUGAGAGACGUUGUUCCAGACUGUAAUAAAGUGAAACUAAUAGUCUUGACAUUAAAACCUGUUUUAUAAAAGACUGAAUGAUUAGUUCAAUCUGCAGCCUGUGAUAAAAUGUCAGCAGUAAAUGAGCUAAAGUCCUGAAGAUGAUUUUUUCAAACAGUUAAGAAAUAUUUAUUAGCUAAAUUUGGCAUUUCAUUAAAUGAGUAUUGUUACCAAAAUGAAGCCAAAGCUCUUUAAGUGAAGAACUGAUGCAUGGUCCCUUCAAAAGUAGUACAUACAACUUUUUAAAGUGUUUUUAUCAUCCAGGUAGACACACCUGCUGUACUAAACAAAACAGGUAGGCCCCUGAUUUCAAAGAAUUAAGAGUUUUUACCAUGGCACUACACUGAAAUUACCAUGGCAGUACACUGCAAUUACCAUGGCACUACACUGCAAUUACCACGGCACUACACUGCAAUUACCAUGGCACUACACUCCAAUUACCUUAGUACUACACUGCAAUUACUAUGAUACUACACUGCAAUUACCAUUGUACUACACUGCAAUUACCAUGGUACUACACUGCAGUUACCAUGGUACUACACUGCAAUUACCAUGGUACUACACUGUAAUUACCAUGGUACUACACUGCAAUUACCUCAGUACUACACUGCAAUUACCAUGGUACUACACUGCAAUUACCUUAGUACUACACUGCAAUUACCAUGGUACUACACUGCAAUUGCCAUGGUACUACACUGCAAUUACCAUGGCACUACACUGCAAUUACCUUAGUACUACACUGCAAUUACAAUGGUACUACACUGCAAUUAUCAUUGUACCACACUGCAAUUACCAUGGCACUACACUGCAAUUACCAUGGUACUACACUGCAAUUACCAUGGCACUACACUCCAAUUACCUUAGUACUACACUGCAAUUACUAUGGUACUACACUGCAAUUACCAUUGUACUACACUGCAAUUACCAUGGUACUACACUGCAGUUACCAUGGCACUACACUGCAAUUACCUUAGUACUACACUGCAAUUACCAUUGUACCACACUGUAAUUACCAUGGUACUACACUGCAAUUACCUCAGUACUACACUGCAAUUACCAUGGUACUACACUGCAAUUGCCAUGGUACUACACUGCAAUUACCAUGGCACUACACUGCAAUUACCAUGGUACUACACUGCAAUUACCAUAGUAGUACACUGCAAUUACCAUGGUACUACACUGCAAUUACCAUGGUACUACUCUGCAAUUAUCAUGGUAUUACCAUGCAACUACCCCAGUACUACCCUGCAGUUACCCCUGUACUACCCCAGUACUACCGGGCCGUAUUAUAAAGUGUGACCCCAUGAAAGUGUCUGAUCUACUGGUCUGGACAGAGUGGAUUUCCUCCUCUGGAAGGACACAAUCUACUACUUAUAUGGUGUGUGUGUGUGUGUGCGUGCGUGCGUGCGUGCGUGCGUGCGUGCGUGCGUGCGUGCGUGCGUGUGUGUUACUGAAUUACUCGUGUUAAGAGGAAAAAUUUAGAUUCUGCUUACAUAUUGCUGGAAAGUUGGUUAAAGGUCAAGUUUGUGUGUGCAGAGUAUUUUGUACAAGGUUGAACUUUAACUUUUAACAGCAGAGUGAAAUAAGUUAAAAAAAAGAAAAAAGAAGCAGGAAAUGAUCAAUCAAUAAUCAAUUAAAUUACUACCUUAUGAUACAAACAGCAAUCUAGGUGACAUUUUUUUCUCAUGUUGUUAAGGGUGAUAAAUUUCGAGACAGGUCAUUAUAUCUGGUAACACCUGAUAACUUUCAUAGGUGAAGGAUGACUAGUCUUAAAAGCUCAUAUCUGUCCGCAGAGAAACGCAGCACUGUCAGUCUUAUCUUGGUUUGUGUAAGCACUACAAGAAGCUAAUUUAUCAGAAGUUUUGGAAGCACACAGAGCUGAUUUGUUUUAGCCAAAUUUGGAUUUAUUCCUUCCCGUGUGCAGAGAUUUCCUCCCAGUGAUCCAGAAAGUAAUUGGAGCAAAUAAGGGGAAUCUGAAGAGGGGUAGAAGAGACAGUGCCCUGAUUUCUUCCUGAGACAGUUUCAGUUUGGGGCUUUUUAAGUGGUUUGGAAUUGGAUAAAAGACAAAAUGCUUGGUCGGUCCAGCUUUAAUGAUUGUUGUUUAGAGUUCUGGUUGAACAUGUGUUGCUGUCAUGGCUAAUAAAGAUUAAAACCCCUCCUUGCUCCGUAAUAAAUGAGUUUUUACACAAGCUGUUUCCACUUAGCAAACAGGAAUGAGACACCCUGAGAAGCUCAGGGCUGCACAGAGGAGUGGUGAAAUAUGGUCAUGUCUGCAGACCUUCAUUCAUUCACUCAAAGAUAGAGAUGUUGGCCCUCAGCAUGUCAACAUUCAGAGGAAUAACCACUGUCAGUUUGGAUUAAGUGACUUUUUUUCCCCCCUCAGGGCAUUGUGAAGAGAGAUGAGAUUGUGUUCAGGGCUGCCCGGCGGCGAGACAUCCCCAUACUCAUGGUCACAUCAGGGGGAUACCAGAAGAAAACGGCCCGCAUCAUCGCCGACUCCAUCCUGAACCUUCACCAGCAGGGCCUGAUAGGAGCAGAGGCUCUGGAUGCAGAGGGGUCGUCUUCACUGAUGACCAGCAUGAUGAGCACCUCUGGAUCUGUGGGGUCAAAGUUUACAACUGUAUGA
Messenger RNA from Xyrichtys novacula (pearly razorfish), 24971 nucleotides. Lineage: Eukaryota; Metazoa; Chordata; Actinopteri; Labriformes; Labridae. The record is from the annotation of a GenBank genome assembly.